CUUCUUCGAGUGACCUGCUGUUUGGUCGAGAACUGUAGACCGCUUUAUGCUCAGCCUCGCCCAGAGUCCAGUCGGAGGGUAUUACUCCGAAGCUGACGCGCUACUCAGCCAGCACAAUCUGCGUCGCAAUAUGUGCCUACUCUGUUCGCUGUCCAUAAAUAAAGGCUUGUGUUCUCCGUUCUAGGGUAUUAUGGAUGUUUAGUCCAUAGUGUUGGUGGUGGAGGGGUGGUUGUGCGCCGAGGUGAACCGCAUCCUCUCCGCGAUGACGUCAAACAUCGUCAACCUCUGUGCACGUCCCUUCCACGGGACUGACAGGAAGUAUGGGCAUGGGACGUCCAGUGCCUUUGGCUCUGAAUACAGCUAGGAAUGGAAAGUACAGGUCUCGCUUCGCCAGCGAGCGCAAACGUAUGCGCAGACUCGACAGAUGGAGGACUGUCACAGCGCUGGGUGCCGUCCAUCUAUCGCCCCGGAGCAGGUCCGCCCAUCGAUCUUUUGGCUUCUAGUCGAUCACACCUCAGUGUGGUCAGAGAAGCUCUGCAGUCGCUCGACAGCUACAAUGAGCGCAUUGCACGCCAACCCUACGACUUCAAUGCCUGGUCACGCCGAGGAAACUGCAUGAUGAUCCUUGGGUUUCCCGAACUUGCUGUCGCUGACGCGUAUAAAGCCAAGGUUCUUGAGAAAAGAGCUCCUGGAAACGACCAAGAAAGGGCGCACAUUUACAAUUUGCUUGAAGCUGCUUUGCAAGCUUGUCAUUGCCAAUGGGAUGCAGCAGAAAUUCUAGACGAAUCAGCAAUCGAUGCAGAUCCGCGGCGGCAGGAAGAAACCCGAAAGAGACUUGCUAAAUUACGUGAGCUCUUAAAGCGGAAAGAAGAGGCUGCUAUACCAUUGGGUGGUACAUCUUUCGAGCUCAGAGAUAGGAUAAGAGAUGGUGGAGUACUCGCUGUAGAGUAUCCAUGGACCAUUGAACGCCAUCUCAGAAGGGCUCCAGAACUCGUGAAGCUCGUUAAUCAGGAGCUUCGAGGGGGCGAAACAGAGGCAACGUGCUAUCUGGGCCAAAGUAGCUUGGCCAAGGACUCGAAUGAAGACAUGCUAGGCAUGUUCGCAGCUCGCGAGGUACAAGCUGGCGAAUGUAUACUUACAGAUCGAACCGCUACCGGUAUAUGUAGUACACCAUCCUCGGACUCCUGCUGUAAUUGCUACGCGCGCUUACCGGAAAAUCCAACACAGGCAGAAUGCUGCGCUGAAAGCUACUGCUCAGCAGCAUGCCUCAAUCUCGCAAUGAACACCUAUCACAAAGUCAUCUGCGGUAAAGACUUUACGUGGCUCCAGAAACCCGCCAAGGGCUUGACGCACAACGCUUCGCCUCUACGAUCCCUUCUCAUGUUGCGGCUACUGGCGACAUGCGUCCAAUCUGGUAUUGAUCAUUCACCGCUAGAUCACCCGCUGAUUGCGCGUCUGAAGCCUCUUGCCAACAAAGAGCAUCUUGAUGUGUUCACUCUCAAUGAGUCAGUCAUUGUUCCGAUCAAGAUCCUAGAACAACUUGGCGUCGAUAUCUUCACAAAUCGUAACUUCGAUACGGACAUCUUACACUCGAUCUGGACUCGUCUAGCGAACAAUAAAGCUGGGUCUCCCGACCCGCGACUUGGCUUCGUCGACGAAAUCACGCCGCAUCUACCACUAUUCAACCACAGCUGCGAACCGAAUGUAGAGUGGAGAAGGGAGAACGGAAGUACAACUGUGAGCUUCUUUGCCAUCAAGCCUAUUGCAAAGGGUGAGGAGUUAUUCUGUAGCUACCUGAAUGUUCAACGCAUUCCGAUGGAGCAAAGGCAGGAGAUGUUGUGGCCGUGGUUUGAGGGCUCGUGUUUAUGCUCGAGAUGUGAAAAGGAGGGAAAUAGUUUACGCAUCUAGUUUGUGGUAUCAUUAACUUCUCUGGAGGCAUUCAUAACGUCGUAGGCAAGUUAAGUUCCAAAAGGGAAGAUAAUCUGUCCAUCUACUACAAACC
Molecule: messenger RNA, 2002 nt
Organism: Alternaria alternata
Lineage: Eukaryota; Fungi; Ascomycota; Dothideomycetes; Pleosporales; Pleosporaceae
Exons: 1
Coding region: 367-1908 (513 amino acids)
Cellular component (GO): nucleus
Molecular function (GO): protein binding
Source: RefSeq, a predicted model, not a curated record